Molecule: messenger RNA, 714 nt
Organism: Fusarium venenatum
Lineage: Eukaryota; Fungi; Ascomycota; Sordariomycetes; Hypocreales; Nectriaceae
Source: RefSeq, a predicted model, not a curated record
AUGAUUCGCCUCAUCCUAAUCUUUUUCAUUCUCUUCGCGUGUGCCGACUCCUUUCCAGCACUUCAGGAUCGAUUGGUAACCUGCGGAUCACCUGACAAGGAUGACUACACUAUCAUCCAAAAUCCAUUUUUCGGAGACGUUGAUCACGGACAGCCUGGAAUCACUUUCACAACCGACUAUGAAGAAGGUAGUCUACGCUGGUUCAUGGUGUACCAAAACGCGAUCGACUUUAAACCAUACCGGGCCAUGAAGAUCCCAUCCAAUACAACUGUCUUCAUUGACUUGACAAGCUCGUGCCAAACAUUCGCCGGAAGAGUUGUCCGUGGCGCUGACAUCAAUUUCAAUGGGGAAGUUCAAAAUCUUGGCACAUGGACGGAGUUGAGUUGGGGGAAUUAUCCGCUGGCUUAUGGUGGAGUAUCUGUCAUUGAAGGAAACGAUGGCCCAGUCCUUCUCAAUUCCGAAGAUGCGAACACGCCUGUCAUAGGUUUCUCGCAAGAUAUCAUACCUAAAGCGCCUAUGAAAUGUCAAGAGACUAAGGACAGUGGAGGGAAGGCUCUAAAGCCAACUGACAAGAACGGUUAUGAUGAAGCCACGCGCAAGUUCACAAAGCGAGCGCUGCGCACUUCAAAGGUGUCAAUCGGCAAGAGCUACACAGCAACAACCAUGUCUCACAACGGAAGAUUCAUGAUCAAGUUUCUUCAUGGGAAUCAUUAG